Puccinia triticina is the source of this 1083-nucleotide messenger RNA. RefSeq lists its product as uncharacterized. The transcript has 4 exons. Gene Ontology annotation, biological process: macroautophagy. Bases 1 to 1083 code for a protein of 360 amino acids. Lineage: Eukaryota; Fungi; Basidiomycota; Pucciniomycetes; Pucciniales; Pucciniaceae. Gene Ontology annotation, cellular component: endoplasmic reticulum. The record is from RefSeq and is a predicted model, not a curated record.
AUGCGUCGUCAUCAGCAUUUCGACAACCAUCACAUCCAGAAACCUCUCGAUCAACUAUCAAAUACUCCUCACGGCUCUUCCAUCAGCCACAUCAAUCGCGCAGGAUACCACCACCACCACCCCAACAACUCCAUCCAUCAUCAAGUAUGGUCGGGCGUCCGGCGCUUUGCAUCUGGCUUCUUCGACUCCCUCAGGGUUAGGCGGAUAGUCAACGAAUUGCAUGCAAAACGUACGCUCAAGAUCUUAAUAGUCCAAAAUUCGAUCCUUCAGCUCGUUUCGAUCGCUAGUUUGGUCGGACUGGAAUCUUACUCGGAUAGCCACCGUUCUUCCUCUUGGUCUACUCUGGAUGUUUUGUUCAGUACAUUCUGGUUAUUUCCGAUCGGAGUAAUUUCGAUCGCAUUGAACAGCUCGAUAACUGAAAACUGUCUUCAUCUGAAUGGAUCCCUGCAAGCGCCGAUUUCGCUUGGAAAAUUUUCAAUCUCCUCCUCGGUCGAAAUCAUCAGAUAUUUGAACGCCAAACUUCGAUCGGAUUAUCAUCGGAUCUUGAUCUUACUCAAUUAUUUCUUGUUCGCCGAAGGCUUACUGCUCAUCCCCUUCGUCGGCUUUCUGCUCAGCUUCGCAUUUUGCUCGGUCGGCAACUCUUUCUAUUGUUUUGAUCCGUACUGGCUUAAAGAUGGCUUAAAUUUGGAAGAAAGAUUAGACUUAUUAGAAAAACAGUGGGAUUAUCAUUUAGGAUUUGGACUGAUCAUGACGAUUCUCACCUCGAUUUGGCCACACCAUAACAUGCUUAAUCUCUCGAUAUUCACCCUCCUAUUUCCAUUCUUACUAAUCCUAUCGACCGGCAAAAAAACCUACCACAGACUGUCAUCAGAGAAGAAAGAAGACGAACAAGAGAGCAAGUCAAGCGUUCACCCAUCAUAUCAUUCUUCCAAUCCAAUCCAACUGCCAAUAUUUUGUAUCUGCCGAAAGCUUCAUUUGCUUUUCUUUAAUCAUCUGGUAGCCAGUCAUCCUCACAACCUUCACCUUAAUCACUCUACUGUUUACGGACAUGUGCAUAUUGAAGAUGGGGGAGAUCAUCUAUGA